UCGCGGAGGGGAGCGAUGGCGCGGGCGCAGCCGAGCGGACCCCGGGCCCCGCUGCGCGGCCGGGCGGGCCGCCCGGGUCAGCUGCUCGCGGCGAUCUCCCUGCUGCUGGUGUCGCUGGCGGGAUCCCGGGCCAGGGUGGAGGAGGACUUCAGCCUGGUGCAGCCGCUGGUGACCAUGGAGCAGCUGCUGUGGGUGAGCGGGAAGCAGAUCGGCUCGGUGGACACUUUCCGCAUCCCGCUCAUCACCGCCACCCCUCGGGGCUCGCUCCUCGCCUUCGCCGAGGCCCGGAAAAAGUCUGCCUCCGACGAGGGGGCCAAGUUCAUCGCCAUGAGGAGGUCCACCGACCAGGGUAGCACAUGGUCCUCUACAGCCUUCAUCAUAGACGACGGGGAGGCCUCCGAUGGGCUGAACCUGGGGGCCGUGGUCAACGAUGUGGACACAGGAGUGGUGUUCCUUAUCUAUACCCUCUGUGCUCACAAAGUCAACUGCCAGGUGGCCUCCACCAUGUUGGUGUGGAGUAAGGAUGACGGCGUUUCCUGGAGCCCGCCCCGGAAUCUCUCCGUGGAUAUCGGCACAGAGAUGUUUGCCCCGGGACCAGGCUCUGGCAUUCAGAAGCAGCGGGAGCCCCGGAAGGGCCGGCUCAUCGUGUGUGGACACGGGACGCUGGAGAGGGACGGUGUCUUCUGUCUCCUCAGUGACGACCACGGUGCCUCCUGGCACUACGGGGCCGGCGUGAGCGGCAUUCCCUUCGGCCAGCCCAAACACGAGCACGAUUUCAACCCGGACGAAUGCCAGCCCUACGAGCUUCCCGACGGCUCGGUCAUCAUCAAUGCCCGGAACCAGAACAACUACCACUGCCGCUGCAGGAUCGUGCUCCGCAGCUACGACGCCUGCGACACCCUCCGGCCCCGCGAUGUGACCUUCGACCCCGAGCUCGUGGACCCUGUGGUCGCAGCGGGAGCAGUGGCCACCAGCUCGGGCAUUGUCUUCUUCUCCAACCCAGCCCAUCCUGAGUUCCGAGUGAACCUGACCCUGCGCUGGAGCUUCAGCAAUGGCACGUCCUGGCAGAAAGAGAGAGUGCAGGUGUGGCCAGGACCCAGCGGCUACUCGUCCCUGACAACCCUGGAAAACAGCACGGGUGAGGAUGGAGAGCAGCAGCCCCCUCAGCUGUUCCUUCUGUACGAGAAAGGCCUGAGCAGAUACACCGAGAGCAUCUCCAUGGUCAAAGUCAGCGUCUACGGGACGCUCUGAGCCCUGUGAUGAGGACGCCAAGUCCUGGACCCGGCUUCACGGCCCUCGGGGGCUGCCUGAGACCCAGCUCGUGCUCCGACUCUAGUCUUCUGCAGAAGCAAUUUGUCUUUGACAGGGAAGUCACCCGGCUGUGACUUAACGGCCCAGCUUCCUCUCCCAGACAGGAAGUAGUCCUAGUCCCUUCCUCGCCAGGAGCCGUUUCCAGAAUGCUGGGGAUAGCCCUGUCCCCUCUCUCAGGACAGUGGAGCUGUUCCUUUCUGGGACAGGAUGGGGGUGAGGGGUUGUCCCCUGGAGUGUAACAAAUAUGAACCCAGGGAACUGAACGUCCUCCUAGGGUUUGGAAGCAGGUACAAGAUCUGAAGAGGAUUGCUUAAAGUCCCCAGGGCAGAACGUCCUUUCAGAGUACAGGUAGACAUACACACACA
This is a messenger RNA of Peromyscus eremicus (cactus mouse), 1676 nucleotides long. RefSeq names its product neuraminidase 1 (gene Neu1). NCBI's taxonomy places the organism in Eukaryota, Metazoa, Chordata, Mammalia, Rodentia, Cricetidae. Gene Ontology annotation, biological process: ganglioside catabolic process; oligosaccharide catabolic process. Bases 16 to 1251 code for a protein of 411 amino acids. Gene Ontology annotation, cellular component: cytoplasm; lysosome; membrane. The transcript has 6 exons. The record is from RefSeq and is a predicted model, not a curated record. Gene Ontology annotation, molecular function: exo-alpha-sialidase activity.